This is a messenger RNA of Esox lucius (northern pike), 2124 nucleotides long. It is a transcript of the gene tmem232, whose product is annotated as transmembrane protein 232. The transcript has 13 exons. Bases 103 to 2100 code for a protein of 665 amino acids. Lineage: Eukaryota; Metazoa; Chordata; Actinopteri; Esociformes; Esocidae. The record is from RefSeq and is a predicted model, not a curated record.
UAAAGCGGGUGAAGUUUCAGAGAUGGAAUUGAAGAAAAAAACUACUACAAAUAUUAUAAAAUCUGGUAAUGUGAUAACUUUGUAUUUAUAAAACUGUGCAAAAUGCCUAUAAUGAAAGUACAAGUUGUUCAUCAUUUGGGUAUAAUUUCCCAAACACAAAAAGAGGAUUUGCAAAAAAUACUAAAAAAAACUCAAGCCGGCGUAACAAUAACAACAGAUUCAAAGGUUACCAGAAACCCAUUUGAAAUAGUAACAGAGCAGUUUAUUAAACAAUACAACAAUUCCCAGGCCUCUAAGAAACAAGAAAAGUUUGUUGAGCUGGCAAGGCAAUUACUCAGCCGGAGCAAGCGCAGAGCUGGACUGAAAUGCAUGGGUGAGGGAGACCACGUCAAACUUCCUCUGGCAUGGACAGAGCUGCUUUUACUUGGAUUGUGCCCUGGAAAAAUUCAAAAUGAUGCUUUGGAUUCCCUUCUGAUGUCAUUGGACCAUGCUCCGGUGCAUGCCGAUCAGAUACCUGUCCUCUUCUAUCUGGUGGAGUCAGUCUUGUACUGGGUUUGUACUGAUACGUCUCAGAAGCCCUAUUUGUACACCUGCGAAGUGAAGAUACUCAAGCUGGGAUAUUUGGUUAUCCUGAGACUAUUUCUAUUUCACAUCUCUGGAAACCUGAGCGGCUACCAAAAAAGCAAAUCCCACCUUUGCCAUUUUUUAAAAGCUCUCUGCCAGUGUGAAUCAAUCUACGAACCGCAUCCAAACAUCUUGCACUCUGUGCACUUUAUUUUACGUGCAGGGGAGAUAAUUUGUGGACCAGGAUGUUUUGAAAAAGAUUCAGCCCCGGACCCAGCUGGAUGUCAGGAGUACAACAUGAACCAGGUGCUCUGGCAUUGUCUUCUCAGUUGGUACUGCGUACAGAACAACGACGGCCAGCUCUCCCAAGAGGCACACCACCUCAUUCUGCUAAAAGAUGAACUGCAGAAAGACAACUGGGUGGACUGUGCUUUGGGAUUAAUGGUUCUGGGCGAAGCUGCGAAGUCCUGCUCGUUGUGCCUUCAGAUGUUGCUGAGUCUCCACAUCAACCCCAAGACAGAGAGAGAUGGGAUUCUUGAAGAAAAUUAUGUAAUUCCGUCUCAGGACAGUGUAUCUCAGAGGAGUGGCUGGCCAUGGCAGUUGGAACACAUCUAUAUCAGCAUGUUAGCAGACAUAUGCCUGCAUAGCAGCAAUGCAGAGAUACAGAAAACAGCUCUGCUGGGCAGACAAACCCCUCAAGGGUAUUAUAUUACAGAUGGACUGCUGCAAUGUCUCAAGUACUCUGGUGCUGAGGACUGGCGACUGCGCUACAGUGCGGUUCAGGCUUUGGUGUGUGUGUGCCGAGGGCUCAGUGGAGCUGUGUUGCAGGACGGGCUGAGGAAUGUGGCCUGGAUUGCUCUGCAGGAACACCUGGGCCAAGAGACAGACCAGCGAGUUCGAGAGGCCUCCAGGAUUAUAGAGGCUGAAAUUAAUGUUCCGGAGUACAUACUUUUCAGAGAGGGACGGAAGCCAUCAGAUCCUCGCGCUGCUAGCAUACCUGGACAUUUGAUCACCUGGAGGUUAGCAUGUACCCUCUCUCAGUUUUUCCUGUCCCCCAAGCCUCUCCAGGUCAACCACAGCACCAAGGCUAAGAAGGAACCACCACCUACCACUAUCAGGCCUUGGCUAAAAGCCUCUUCUUCUACACAUAAAGAAACCCUCCACUCUGCCAGGAAGACUGAGCGUCCAACCAGACAUCCAGAGGCUGGUCACAGUGCCCAGGGAGGAAGUAAGAAACACAAAUCUUACAUAGACUUCACUGAACGCAGAGAUGGCGACUUGAUGAGAGUUGUGGAGGACCAGUGGCAAAAAGUACUCCAUAUUAAAUUGGCCGAGGAGAAAGAUGCUGAAAAGGAUGAAUUGGAAAAUGUACAAAAAGAAAAAGAAGAACAUUUCAAAGAGAUCAUGAGGAGGCGGAUGGAAAAAGUCAAGAAGGACACUAAACCCUAUGAGCUGCCUGCGAGUGGGAGGUCAACACUAAUGGAGCGUGACUUCAUUCAAAGCGAUAAAAAGGACUUGUGGCAUGCCCUAAAUUAAAUACAUAUUCCAGAAAUGUUUUUA